This is a messenger RNA of Scheffersomyces amazonensis, 4305 nucleotides long. RefSeq lists its product as uncharacterized. The transcript has a single exon. Bases 226 to 4305 code for a protein of 1359 amino acids. NCBI's taxonomy places the organism in Eukaryota, Fungi, Ascomycota, Pichiomycetes, Serinales, Debaryomycetaceae. The record is from RefSeq and is a predicted model, not a curated record.
CUGUCACUAAUUCUCGGUGUGUAAUAACCAAACCCAUACAAAAAAAAAUUUUAUAGGCAGGCCCAGUGCCGGCUCCAACCACUAAAUACUAACUUUAUAUACCAUUAGUUACUGAGGCAACUUAAUGGAUCGAAUAUUGACUGUAUUACUGACACAUAAUAGUGAGUUUUGAAUAAUACCGACUAAUCCCUAGUGUCUCUAUAGUUUAUUUAGUCCCUAAUAGUCAUGUCUCAUCAGACUUCUCGAUAUACCCUAGGGGACGAUAUACAUUUUGAUUAUGAUAGUAAUAGUGGAACUGUAACCCCAAAUGACAACAAUACCAACAAUGUAUCCACUGGUUCCAAGAAGAAAAAGAAGAAGAAGAGUAAAACAAAGUCAAAGAUUACAUCAACAUCAAAUGUUCAAGCUACUAUUAAUGACCCAGAAGCUGAUUAUCCAACUUCUCGAGUUAUAAAGCAAGGACCUAAUGGAGAUGUAAUAGUUGAAAGUUUGGAUGAUGAAGAAUAUUCAAAUUCAAAUGAACACCAAAAUCAAAAUCAUCAAAAUCAUCAACCAGCAAAUAUAUGGGAUAGUUCAACUAUUGAAGAACAAGAGAAUUUAAAAUUAUUUUGGGAAUCACUUGAUGAAGAUCAAAAACGGAAACUUGUUCGAAUUGAUAAAGAAGCUAUACUAGCUACUUUUAAGAAUGAAGCCAAACAAUUAGCCAAUCAACAAGGAGGAAUAAAUUCCACCAAUAUAUCAGGAACUAAUGGUUUAAUUGGUAAUAAUAAUAAUAAUAGUAAUAAUAAUAAUUCAACCCUUAAUAAUUGUCCUUGUAAAUAUUGUGGUAGAAGAAGUAAUAUUAUUGAUGAUGAAUUAGAAACCAUUUAUGAUACUCAUUUUGAUGAUAUUAUUGAAUUCAUUCAUGAAAUAAGAAAUAUAAAUGAUUUAAAUGCUCUUCCUGGUUUAUUAUUCGGAGGCUUUCAUAUGCUUGAAGAAGAGCAUAAACUACAGAAACGACAACAGCGUUUAAAGAAACAUGAUCAUCAUCAUCACCAUCAUCAUCAUCACGAUCAUGACCACGACCACGACCACGACCAUGACCACGACCAUGACCAUGACCAUGAUCACGACCAUGAUCAUGACCACGAUCACGACCACGAUCAUGAACCUAUUGAACAUCAUUUACCUCCACAAUUACCACAAUCACAAUUACAAUCAAAAUCAAAAUCUCAAUCUCAAGAACCAACAUCACCAGCAUAUCCUAUACCUUUACCAACAAUUGAACCUAUUGAAGAUGAAGCCAUUCAAUCACCAUCUCCACCACAAGUACAAGCACAAGUACAAGUACAAGCACCAAAUCAAUCACCAUCACAACCACAAAUACCUUCACAAAUUAGAAAUGAAAUUGAAAAAUUUAUUGAAGAUGCUAAGAGUAAUCCAUUAGGAUUAAGUAAAGAAGAACAAAUUUAUCAUAAACUUAUGGAUCCUAAAUUACUUGAAGCACUUGAAAGUCUUGAUUUUGAAAAGAUUAAAGAAGCUUCAAUUCCAAGUGAUGAUAGUAAUGAUAUUAAUCAUGUACAUUUACUUGAAAAGGCAGGAUCUUUAAGAGAUAUGAUUCGAGAUUUAAAGAAAACUGAUCAAGCUCAAUUAGAAAAGGGAAUGGCCUUUUUACAAAAACGUGAUCAAGCUCAAUUAGAGAAAGGUAUGGCAUUUUUACAAAUUAUGGGGAAACUAUUCUCAAAAUCAGCCAUAUCUGCAAUGUCAAAUCCUAAUGGACAAGUUGAUUCAGAAACUCAAAAAUUAUUGGCUAAUAAAUUUAGUGAUCAAUUAACUCAAGGUUUAUCUAAUUUUGCUGAAGAUUUAUUAAAGAAUGAUGGUCAUUCAUUUAUUGAUAUGAUGGAAACCCUUUCUGAAUCAAAAGCUGGUCGUGAAGAUUUAUUAAAGGAUGAUAUAAGACCUAAUCCUCAACCUAUUAGUAGAAUUAAUUAUCAAUAUAAUCAUAAUCAUAAUCAUAAUCAUAAUUAUAAUCAUAAUCAUAAUUAUUCUCAUCCACCUAUUAAGAAUAAUCAUCAUAAAAUUAAUGGUGGAGCAUGGAAUGAUGAAGAUGAAGAAUUUGAAAAUGGGAAUACCAAUAAACAUGGAUCAGAUGAAGAAGAUGAAGAAGAUGAAGAAGAUUAUGAUCAUGAUGAGUUUGAUGUAGAAGAUGAUGACUAUGAUGAUUAUGAUGAUGAUGAAUAUGAAGAUGAAGAUUAUGAAGAUGAUGAAGAUCUUGAAGAUAUUGAUGAAGAAGAAGGUGAAGGAGAUGAAAGUGCAAGUGAUACAGAAAGUGAAAUCUCUGAAGAAGAAAAAAUGCAAGAAGUUCGUCGAUUAUUUCUUAUUCAAGUAAUUAAAUUAUUUCAAGAAAGAUUAAAAACUGCUUAUAAAGAAAAAUUAUCUGAAGAUCGUACUCAAAAAUUAAUUGAAGAAUUAGAAGCUGAAGAAAAUGCCAAGAAAGAUCGAUUACUUAAGAAAGUUAAACAAAAGGAAAAGGCUAAAGAAAAGAAAAGAUUACAACAAUUAGCUAAAGAAGAAGAACGAAAGAAAAAGGAAGAAGAACAACGAGCUAAAGAAGAAGAAUUAAAACAAAAGCAAGAAGCUCUUAGAGCUGAACAAAAGAAGAGAAAGGAAGAACAACGACUUAAACGAGAAGAAGAAAAACGUAAACGAAUUGAAGAACUUAAGAGGAAAGAAGAAGAACAUCGAAAGAAAGUUGAAGCUCAACAAAAACGAGAAGAAGAAGCUAAGAAAUUAAAGGAAGAAAGAAAGAAGAAAAUGGAAGAAGAACGUCGUAAGAAAGAAGAAGAAAAGAAACAAAAGGAAUUACUUAGACAACAACGAGAAGAACAACAAAGAAAAGAACAAGAAGAAGAAGAAAUAAAUAGAAUAGUAAGAGAACAAGAAGAAAUUUUAUCCCUUGAAAGAGCAACUCAACAAGAACAACAACGACUUGCAACUUUUAUUGAAGAAGAAAGAUUAAGACAACAAGCUUCUCCAAUUAAAUCUAAUCCACUUUUAGAGCAAUUAUAUCAAUCUAAGGGUCCCUUACCAAUUCUUAAUAGUCAUGGACAUUCUCCAUCUCCUGUUAAUGGAGGAUUAUUAUCUGAUCCUACAGUUUCAGUUUCUGUAACUUCUAAUUCUAAUCCUGGUCCAACUCAUAAUGGAUUCUUAUAUUCUAAUACCAAUACUAAUCCUGCUAAUACUGCUACAACAACCAAUACUAGUAAUAAUACUAAUACAGCCUUUGGAGUUAAUACUACGACUACACCUAUAGUAUCAACAAGUAAUUUGAAUGGUACCAUUAAUUCUCCAUGGGGUAGUAAAUCUCGAAUUAAUUCUAUUUCUUCUAAUAAUCUUGGUCAGACUAGUAGUCAAUUCCCUCUUGGAACUUCAACUACUUUUAGUCCAUUUAAUGAUUUUACUACUUCAAAUAAUGGAGUUGGAGUUGGAGUUGGAGUUGGAGUUAAUGGAUUAGUUAAUGGAGUUGAGAAUAUUAAUUUAAAUCCGACAGUUUCAGUUCCACCUAAUGUAUGGAAUAGUCCAACUGCUAGUCAUAGUUUAUUAAAUAAUGGAGGUGUUGUACCAAAUAGUACAGGAAGUAAUGGAAAUUCAAGAAAUAAUUCGAUUUGGAAUAAUCCUCCUAAUUUAGGAGGUAGUAUUUGGAAUACUCCAUCAUCCAUUACUCAAGCUGGAGUUCCACCACCAGUUUCUGUUCCAUCUUCAGUAUCUGUACCAGUAUCUGUACCAGUUUCUGUAUCUGUUCCUGUAUUAACUAAUGAUUUUGAAGUUAUUCAGAAAUUAACUUUUGAUAGUUUCCAAUUACUUCAAACCACUAAUCAAUUAGAAUUUGGAGUUGCAUCAGUUAAUAAAUUAUUUAUGAAAGUUCAAAGUUUAUUAAUUGGAGGUAAUACAUUAAAUAUUAAUCAAUUCUUAACGGCUCUUUAUCAACCUAGUCAAAAUAAUAAGUAUCAAUUUGAUUUCUUAAGAGAUGAUUAUGGUAAUGUUACUCAUAUAAAAGUUAGUUCUUUACAAUCUCCAUCACUUCAACAUCUUUCAUCUAAUGGUCCACCAGGUUUAACUAGUAAUGUUGGAGUUAAUUCCGGUAUACAAUUACCUACAUUUGCAGGAAGUAAUCCAAAUAAUGGAAUGGUUUCAUUUAUGGAUGUAUGGAAUAAAAAUGAUAAUAAUGGUAAUGCAACUUCUGCUUCUGCUUCUGCUACUGCUGCUGCUGCUGCUGCUGCUGCUGCUGCUACUGCCACUAGUGCUGUUCAUGGGUUAUGGAAUUAG